Lucilia sericata (common green bottle fly) is the source of this 498-nucleotide messenger RNA. Its product is annotated as ctenidin-1-like. The transcript has a single exon. NCBI's taxonomy places the organism in Eukaryota, Metazoa, Arthropoda, Insecta, Diptera, Calliphoridae. The record is from RefSeq and is a predicted model, not a curated record. Bases 89 to 406 code for a protein of 105 amino acids.
UAUCGGUUUGCAAAUCAUAUCAGUAGCAACGUUUAAUUACUACCAGAAACAUUGUUUGAAAGCAAAAAAAAAAAAACAAACGGCAGAAAUGAAAGUUUUAAUAAUCUUAGCUAUUUGUGUGGCAGUCGCAAGAGCACAAUUUGGAUUCGGCGGAGCACAGUCUCAAUCUCAAGCACAAGCCCAAUCUCAAUCUUCAGGUUUUGGUGGUGGACUUGGUGGUGGUGGAUUUGGUCCUGGUGGAUAUGGUCUAGGUGGAUUUGGUGGUCGUGGAUUUGGUGGCCGUGGAUUUGGAGGCCGUGGAUUUGGAGGCCUUGGUAGAUUUGGUGGAGGUGGAUUCGGUGGCAGUCAAGCUGGCGCCUCUGCUAAUGCCAAUGCCGCUGGAUUUGGUUCCGGAUUUGGCAGAUAAUAAUGUCUACUCUUAUUUCUAGGACAAAAUUUUUCAUAAAUGCACCAUAAACUUAAAUAAACGAAAUAAAAAUGAUUAUUGCUAAAUACAAA